This is a messenger RNA of Anopheles cruzii, 3606 nucleotides long. RefSeq lists its product as uncharacterized. The transcript is spliced from 5 exons. Gene Ontology annotation, cellular component: plasma membrane. The record is from RefSeq and is a predicted model, not a curated record. Lineage: Eukaryota; Metazoa; Arthropoda; Insecta; Diptera; Culicidae. The coding region runs from base 1 to 3180 and encodes 1059 amino acids.
AUGUGUUCCGCAAGUAGUGCACCGGUCAUCACUACUUCUACCACCGUCCUCGGUGCGUUAGUCGUGCUCCUAGCGCUAACCACCAAUCAUCGUAGCCUUUGCAGUGCAGUCUAUCCGGCCAACAGUACCAGCAGCAGCAGCAACAGCAGCAACAGCAGCAGUAACAGUGAUAGUAACGGCAGCAUCGACAGCACCACACUCUUCUCCAACGAGCUCCCUGUGGCCGUGGAAAACGCUACGCUCAGCCCCACAGCACCGAGCAGUAACCCAGGCAGUGGUGCUGGCCGGGAUUCCAGCGGCAGCACCGGCAGCAGCAGCAGCUACAGCUGGCCACCACCGGAAGCGGGACAGAUACCGUUGGAGCGGCUCCCGUCGAACACCCUGCUCAAGUACACCGCCUACAAGGACGUCUCGAUACUGCACUUCCGCAUUCCGGCCGACACCCGGACGGCCUUCUUUAGCUUUAAGGCGUACGAGGAGUCCAAAGGUGCCUUUCAACGUAACUGCAAACCGAACGACAUUACACUGCACCUGAAGGCGGGCAGCUACCCGGUCAUCAGCCCGGAGAACAUCACCUUCCCGAAGCACUUCCUCGACGCGGAUGAACGAUUCGAAAUACACAGCCUUCAGUUCAAGUCCGACAGCAGCACACGCCGGCUGAGCAUCGAUGGGCCGCAUCCGGGCAAUUGGUUCGCUGUCGCAUUCAUCAGCUGGACCGAUCCGAACAACGAGCGCAUCGAGCAGCAAGGGUUGGCGGCUUCCUGCGAAACACUGCUAAUGUCCGAGAUGGCCGUCGUCAGCAGCAGCCCGCAGAUCCUGCACACGGGCACGCAGCACCCCGGCACGCUGUCUACCGCCAACCGGAGCGAACCGACCACGUACAAGUUCUUCGUCCCGGACUCGGUGGCGAUCGUGACGUGGCGGCUCCAGAUCACGCAUGCCUGCGCCAAUUGCACCGACGUGACGUUCUUCGUGCAGGCCAGCGCCGUGCCGACGGCACGCGACUUCCUCCAGAACGCGAUCAUCCGCCCGAACCAGACCGGUGACGUUAGCAUCGACUUCUACCCUCACGCCGGUGCCUGGCAUUACGUGGACCUGGACUUUGUGCGCGUAGAGAGCUCCAAGAAGAGCGCCCCGGCAAACGGUACGGCGGCCAAAGCGACGGUUGGUCCACCGCCGGCGAAUGGCUCGGAAGACGCUCCGGAUGAGCCGCUCCAGUUUACGAUCGAGCUCAUCUACCACACGCUGGACGAUGGAACCGUGGCGCCCGUUGGGGAGCCCGUCGAGUGGCCCUCGACAACGGUGGACAACGCAACCGGCAGCCAGGCGUGGAGCGACGGGCUGUCGAAAGUGCUGCCGAACCGGAACUUUGACCGCUACCCGGUGCUCCGGCAGACGUACCGGGAGUUCUUCAUGUUCGACUACGACCUGCUGCCGGACGUGAACGGGACGGUGCCGGUGACGCUCAACCUGACGGCCGGUACGCCCGCCCUGAUGAAGUUCGACGUGAACGACGUGUACGACAUCGGCGGUACGCUCAGCUUCGCCGUGGCCAUGCGGCAGGACAUGAAGGGCAGCCUGAUCGACGCACGGCACGAUACGACCAAUGAGCACGCGAGCGUCGUGGCAGAGAAACUGGUCGACGUCCAGGAGGAGUUCAUCCCGGAACUCCCGGUCACGACGGUAGCGACGGCGGCCACCAGCGCUUCAACCAGCACAUCGACCACGCCCGGAACCACCACCACGAGCACUACGGCGACACCCGAGGCUACAACGACAGGCCGGAGCCGGGAAGAGGCCCGGAUACCGACCCCAUCAGCCAGUCCAGCAGCAGCCAACAAGGCCAAUCAAACGGUGAUCGUGUGUCUGCGGCUCGAGGAACCGGGCGUACCGACGUGGCCGGACAAGUGCGCGUACGGGCGACACAUUUACCCGGCAGCGAUCGUGAUCAACAACACGGACGCCGACACCAACACGGGCCUGGUGCACGUGCCGUUCCCGGAGCCCGGCAGCUGGUACGUGACCCUGGGGCUCUUCUGCCACGAACCGGGGGCGACGGUCCUGACGGCGAUCAUCGACAGCGUGAAGGACUUCAUUCGCACGAACCGGGCCGCGCUCGGCGAGAUGCGUGCCCCGUGUCCCUGUGCCGAUCGGCUCGAGUACUACCGGGGAUGCGUGGCGGACGAGCGGUGUCUCGGGGCGCUGAACGAAACGGAGACGCUCAAGGUCAAGGAGUGCCUCAUGGACGCCAAGUGCAGCGGUGGCGCGGCCCAGUCCGAGGAGAUGACGCGCAAGUUCGAGCUGCACCACAAGCACGCGACGGAGCAGAGCGUGGCCGGGAAAGCGGCAACCGGCGGCGGUCAGCGGCGGUCCACCGACGGUACCUGCAACUCGAGCGUGGUCUUUACCAUCUCGUCGAGCCCGUGUGUGGCGGGCCGGUGUGGCCGGUUUGGGCGCUGCUACCAUUACAUGUCCGGCGGGUUCGUCUUCUCGACGUGCCUGUGCCUGCGCAACUACCGCGGCUGGGACUGCACCGAGGACUCGCAGGUACCGUCCAGCGCCUCCAUCCUGCUCGCCUCGCUCAUGCUCACCCUGUCCAAUCUGCUGUUCCUGCCGAGCAUCUACUUCGCGGUGCGCCGCGGCUUCCACAGCGAGGCCAUCAUCUACUUCUUCGCCAUGUUCUUCUCCGCGUUCUACCACGCGUGCGACUCGGGCGAGGAGGAGUUCAGCUUCUGCCUGGUGAAGAUCGGUGUGCUGCAGUUCUGCGACUUCUACUGCGGCCUGCUCGCCAUCUGGGUGACGCUGAUCGCGAUGGCGAACGUGCGGACGCAGCUCGUGUCGCUGCUGCACAUGCUCGGCGCCAUCCUGCUCGCGUUCGGCACCGAGCUGAACAAGCAGUCGCUCUGGGUGUUUCUGGCUCCGGCCCUCACCGGCAUCUGUCUCAUCUCGGUCAGCUGGGGCCUCCGGUGCCGGAAGACGAAGCGCUGCUUCCCGUCCCGGAGCUACCUCGCGCUCUACCUGCCGGUCGGCAGCGUCCUUGUGAUGGUCGGCCUGGUGUGCUUCGCCUUUCUGCAGACGAAGCAAAACUACCACAUCGUCCACUCGAUCUGGCACAUGGUGAUGGCCCUCAGCAUUCUCUGCCUGCUGCCGGACCGUACCACGUUCCAUCCGAAAUGCUAGCAUACGGUCAGCAUCUAUCUGCUCAACUCGGGCUCGCCGUCCUCCACGACGCAAUCCUCGACGGCAUCCUCCGGAUCGUCGUCGUCGUCGUCGGGGGCAGCGGCGGUGGCGGCGGCAGGGGCUACCUCCACCACCACCAGCACGUCGGUGGUGGUGGCGGCGAAAGCCACCGCCGGGAUCGCCGCGGCACCGGACGGACCACCGCGAUCCUGCUCGAUCGCAACCAUCACCGACGAGCGUGGUUCGGUGCGAUCGCCCCAACCGACCGCCACGGUGCCCGAGGAGCAAUAGGAUGCCCAUCAAACCGCUGUCCCCGCUGACCGAUCGCAGAUCGCUCCAAGGCACCGUCCCCCCCUUUGCUCAACUGCACGCGCUUCGAUUGCACAACUUCCGGCACGGCGCAUCGUCUCCAAACUCCUGAUCUCC